Nelumbo nucifera (sacred lotus) is the source of this 907-nucleotide messenger RNA. The record is from RefSeq and is a predicted model, not a curated record. Lineage: Eukaryota; Viridiplantae; Streptophyta; Magnoliopsida; Proteales; Nelumbonaceae.
CUUCUUCACAUCAACAUUUUCAGGGGGGGAAAUGGCUGUGUACGGCUUCCCAUAUUUUUCUCCGCCACCUCCACCCCUCAUCUUCAGUCCUCCGCCACCACCACCGUCAUCCUACGGAGCGCCCCCUCCUCCCCCUCCCUUCUUUCAACCACCACCACCACCCUCAACAGCAAAGCCUCCUUCUCCAAUAGUGCGACCACCCCCACCCCCGCCACCCCCAAUAGCAAAACCUCCAUCUCCAGUUCUGCGACCACCACCACCGCCACCACCUUAUAGUAUUGUCCCCACGCCAGCACCUCCCUCACACUCAGGACACCACUCCACAGUUAUAGUUGCUGUGUGUGCUUCACUUGGUGGUCUCUUCUUCCUCGCCUUCCUCGCAGCUUGUCUCUGCUGUUUUGCCAAGAAGAAGAAGAAGUGUCAAGAGACUGAAGUCAUAGAUGUUGACGAACAUAUAAGAGUUCAGGAGGCCAUCGUCCCUGGGCCGCACUGUGGGCAAGCAGCAGUAGUAACCAUUGAGGACGAUGUGCAUAUAAAAGAAAAAAUCAAGAACAAGAAGGUCGGUCAUCAUGGUUUAGAGGUCUCCUCUUCCUCUUCUGGUUCCAGUCAUCACCAUUUUCGACACAAGGAUUGAUUUACAGGUAUCAGCUGUGUGCAUGGCGUACGUCAACAAUUCGUAUAAUAUUUUCAACUAUUUAUCGAUUUGUCUGUCAUUGGUUGGUUAAACAUCGUGCAUGGAAAUUCUUGUUUGAACAUUAUGUUUGCUUGGAAUCAUCAUUUGAUGGAAUAAAGGCCAGAAGAUUUCUGUCUUGUGUUCAUCGAUCUUCUUUUAUCAAAUUAAUUAAACUUAAGCAGAACAGUGGUUCAGAUGUAAAAGAAAUACAUUUGUUAGUAUUUGUUUUUUCAA